ACUCAGGAGACCCAAGUGCCCUCCCGUGGGCUCCGGGGAGAGCAGAACCCACGCGGGACCCACCAGCACCUUUCUUGUGUCCUCAGAGUUGGCAGCUGCCUCCAUCCCCGGGCUCGUUCCUCAGCCCAAGAGUGGAUUUAUCAUUUUAUGAAGGACUAAAAGUGCUCUCGGGGGAUUUUUGGUUGGAUUUGGGAUAUUUAUUUUUUUUUUGGCUUUUUUUCCUUCCCCUCGGAGAACUGCUUAGGCAAAAAAAAAAUAUAAUUUAAAAACAAAAUCAUCUCAUGGGGCAGCCACACUUCUCCCGACCGGUAAAUCCUGCUGCUUCGGCAGAAGAGUUUGAUCGUCACCUCCCAUCUGAUGCCACCAUGGGGGUAGAUGUGUUGGAAUCGGGUGACACCACACCUCCCACCAAGAGGAAAAGCAAGUUCUCUGGCUUUGGCAAGAUCUUCAAACCUUGGAAGUGGAGGAAAAAGAAAAGCAGUGACAAAUUUAAGGAGACUUCAGAAGUUUUAGAACGAAAGAUUUCUAUGCGAAAGCCAAGAGAGGAGCUGGUAAAAAGAGGGGUUCUGUUGGAAGACCCUGAGCAGGAUGGGGAAGACUCAGACAAGCUGAACCCACCUGCCCUGAAGAAUGGCCACACAGUCCCCAUCGGUGGGCCUGGGGUUGGUAACCUGGCCAGCCAGGAGGAGGAUGCCACAAAGCCAUCCAGCCUUAGGAAGCCUGUUCCAGCUGAGGAACCAAAGAACAGGCAGGGCUCCUCCAGCAGCCACUCUGGGCCUGAACUGGAACCACCUCAGGAUCUGUAUGUCCCCAGACAGCCUCUGCUUCCUCCCAAAAGACCUCCCCCAACUUCCCAGGAGGGAACCGAAGCUCCGGCAAAGGACCCGACGCCCUCCUGCAGCACUGCAAAAACUGCUCCCUCCUCCACAGCCCCUGUGGUGACAAAGACAGUGACAAAUCCCACUGCUGCCCCUUCCCCAGCCCCCAGGACUCUGCCCCCUGCUCUCGCCAGUGCCAACACUACUGCUCCCACGAGUACAACCAGCACAGCCCCUGCCAAGCAGCCUCCUGUCCCUCCUCCCAAACCUGUCAACAGGAACAGCACCUCAGUAAUAGCUGAACUUUCUCAAGCAAUAACCAGUGGUACAACCUUGUCCAAGCCUUCCCCUCCUCUCCCCCCAAAAAGAGGCCUCCUGCCUAACACCACCCCAGAUGCAGCCCUCCCUUCCAAACCCCCCAGUGACAGGACAGUGCCAGCACCCCGCCCUGCCCUGCUGCCCAUGCACAUCACCUCUGUGUACCCCCCUCCUUCCCCCUCCCCACCACUGCCCACCCACAUCCCCCCUGAACCUCCACGCAUGCCCCUGCCUCUCUCCACCCCUGUCCUGGACCCUCCACGCUCCUUGGACCUACCCAAAGAGACUCCUCCUCCUCCUCCUGAAGAUUUCAAGUCCUUGGAAGUGUCCAAGAGGACAGCAGAGCAAGGAUUUGGGGACCCUCCCCUGCUGCCUCGUCUGCCCCAGCUCCCACUGCACAUCCGUAUCCAGCAGGCUCUGGCCAGUCCCCUGCCUGUCACCCCCCCUCCUGAGGGCUCACACAGGGCUCACUCCUUGCUCUUUGAGAACGAUGGCUUUGGAGAAGACAACAACACCCUGGGCAGGACAAGGUCCCUGCCUGUCACCAUCGAGAUGCUCAAAGUUCCAGACGAUGAGGAAGAAGAUGACCAGGAAGAGGAGCAGAAUCCAGGCCCUCGUGUGUACAUUGGAGAUGUGCCAUCUGUCACAAUCAUCCCCAAACUGGUACCCCAGGUCCUGCCAGAGGAGCAGGAAGGAGAUGAAGGGAUGAGUGACUCUGACUCGGAGGGGCCCAUCCUGUACAAAGAUGAGGAAGAUGAGGAAGAAGAUGAAAGCCAUAACAGCACGCUGGCUAACAAGGUGAAGAGGAAAGACACCUUAGCCAUAAAGCUGGGGAACACAACCAUAGCCCAGGAGGAGAAGGUUGUUUUCCCACGGAAGAGCAAGGAGGAGUGGAACGAAAUCCGGCAGCAGAUCGGGACAACGCUGAUCAGGAGGCUGAGUCAGAGACCCACAGCAGAAGAGCUGGAGCAGAGGAACAUCCUGCAACCAAAAAAUGAAGCUGACCGCCAAGCUGAGAAGCGUGAGAUCAAACGCAGGCUCACCAGGAAGCUGAGCCAAAGGCCUACAGUGGCUGAGCUGCAGGCCAGGAAGAUCCUGAGGUUCAAUGAAUACGUGGAGGUAACGGAUGCUCAAGACUAUGACAGACGAGCAGAUAAACCAUGGACAAAGCUCACACCAGCUGACAAGGCUGCCAUCCGCAAGGAGCUGAACGAGUUCAAGAGCUGUGAAAUGGAAGUCCACGAGGACAGCAAACAGUUCACCAGGUACCAUCGACCAUAAUCUUCCAAGAGAAGGGAGCAAGAGACCUGAGAGGACUGGAAGUUCUCUGCAUCCCUCUCCGAGGCAAUACAGCGAGGGUGGAACCUCAGCUCUUCCAAGAUUUGCCUUCAAAACACACCCAGAAAAGGGCUUUUUGGGCAGGGAAGAAGGGGGAUCCUGUCUGAAUGUAGCAUUUCACUGGAACAAACACAUCUCGAGUGCCAUCAGGCUGGAACUGAACACUGUACCUCAGAGUGUGGCUCAGCAACCCCCUCUGCCCAGCACCAGGAGAUGUGGGGAUGAAGGAUUCCUCCUUCCCAACUCCCUUUUCCUUUCUUGGACAGCCCCAAUUCUCAGCUGUACAUACUCCUAUUUUAUUUUUUUUUUAUUUUUAGGGGUGGGAGGGUGUGCACAACUCCUUCAUUCCCUCCUCCUUACCAAGAGGAGGGGGAAAAAAAAAAAACCAACAAACAGCAGCUCUGGUGCUGGAAAGCUGAGAGGUGGAGAGUGGAAGCUCGUGUGUAUAUUACCUGUGUACAGAUAACCUGCACAGAUCCUGACCUGGCAGACAACUGACAUGUGACUUGUUAUUUUCUUUAUUUUUAUUUUUGGUUUUGCUUGCCUCUCUGUCAUGUCCUUAAUGUCCUGAAUCACUACUGACCAACGGUUUGUUUGUCCUGGAAGGGAAUUGUAUAGAUAUUAAUGUAUGCUGCAUCUUUUUUUUUUUAAAAAAAAAACACAAAAACCCAACCAAAACCAGCCCCACAAAUGGAUCAAACAUUCCCUCCCCACUCUCUCUCACAGUUGCUGUGAUGUUAACAGAUCUUGAGACAUCUGGGUUUGGUUAACGAAUUAUACAACCAGGAAAUUACUUGCCUUUUUUCUUAAAAAAAAAACAAAACCUUUUUAAUUUGGGGAAGCUGUGAGAGUUGUCAUUUGUGGCUUUUUGUGGCUUCCUCUCAGAUGUUUUUUUUACUCUCCCAAAUCAGGGUGAAACUUGCCUUUUUUUUUUUUUUCAUUUUUACAGCUAAACCUACUGGAAACUUGAUCAUUUCACUGUGUUGGGUUGAAGGGAAGAAGAGCUUUAAAAAGUGACCUUAAGAUCUUCUUUCUCUUCUGAGAAUUAUCUCAUUGGCUCUUCCUAAAUGUGAGGGGGGGUUUUAUUAAAAACCUAAACCUAAAAAGGUUUAGGUUUUAUUAAAAACCCUAAACCUGGUUAUUGCCACUGCUGUGUCCUGCACAAAAACCCAACCCAGGGGUGAGACGCCACUUGAGGUGAAGGAGGUGGCAGGAGGAGGGGGUGGGAAUGCCAAGAAGGAUUUUCCUUGUUCCCCAGCCUGUCUCUGGUGUAUUAUUUUUUGGGGGGGUCCUGGCAGAGCCCCCCGGGCCCUUCGUGCUGUGCCAACACCGGGACCUUGGUCCCCCCUGGAGCUGCCAUGGCCGGGGGGGAAAGGGAGGAGGGUGGGUGGGGGGGGUCCCUUCCCUCACAGCUUCCCCUGUACAGACUUCAAGCGUUGUAAAUCAGUCUCCUCAUCGAGAGAUUUUAAUUAUUGAAUAAAAAGUAUUUUAGGACUUUUUUUUUAAAAAAAAAAC
Calypte anna (Anna's hummingbird) is the source of this 3989-nucleotide messenger RNA. It is a transcript of the gene PHACTR4, whose product is annotated as phosphatase and actin regulator 4. NCBI's taxonomy places the organism in Eukaryota, Metazoa, Chordata, Aves, Apodiformes, Trochilidae. Bases 282 to 2417 code for a protein of 711 amino acids. Gene Ontology annotation, biological process: actin cytoskeleton organization; neural crest cell migration. The record is from RefSeq and is a predicted model, not a curated record. The transcript is spliced from 13 exons. Gene Ontology annotation, molecular function: actin binding.